Messenger RNA from Drosophila suzukii, 5879 nucleotides. NCBI's taxonomy places the organism in Eukaryota, Metazoa, Arthropoda, Insecta, Diptera, Drosophilidae. The record is from RefSeq and is a predicted model, not a curated record.
UAAACAGAAAAUCAAUACCCGUUAACAACAACCGGAGCGCGUAAAUUCCGUCAGUUUGAUAAGAACUAUGCGGAUGAGGUGUCCCAGGCGCAGGCGCGCUCUCGCCGCCCCCCUUAUCCUACGGAAAAAGCCUGCUAACUUUCCGGAAUCGAAAUUCUCAGACAGUCCACGUUCGGGCGUCGUUGCAAGCAGUGUGUGCUAACGGUACUCCAACCGCGCUGCAUGUGCGUUCCCCGUUUGCAUUUGUGUGCGUGUGUGUGAGACAGGAGAGGAGAGGAAAAAAAAAUAAGGAAAAUAACAGGAAAUCGGGAAAAAGUAACGGGAACGUCUGCCCCAAAACAGUUGGAAAAACACACACACACACCGAUUCCGUUGGCGAUGCACCAAUUUUUCGGUUGAAAACCCGUAAUUCGAUUGGAUUGGAUCAGUUCCGUUUUCCCAUAGCAGCAGGACUUUCAACGGUACGGUAGCACUUCAAGGAGCAGCCAGAGCAGCAGAGAAGGGGGCGGGGACUUCACAGCAACAUGUGUGUGGCUUAAAUCGGCGUUGAGCAGCUAUAGCUACAUCAAAAUAAUAAAAAAAAAACAAAACCACAACUUGAGGAUACAUAGUUAGUUGGCCUUCGCUUCUGGGCCAUAAAAUGCAUUUACACUUUGAGCGAAACAUCAACACAAAAUGCGACUGCACGAUACUCUCAUUAUCAUGGAUGGGAAAGGUGCCAGAUGAUAUACCCGAGGACGAGGGCUGGAAGCUGAACAGGACGAACUACUACCAGGAGGGAUGGCUGGCCACGGGCAAUGUGCGCGGCAUUGUGGGCGUGACCUUUACCACCUCGCAUUGCCGCAAGAACAUGGACUAUCCACUGAGGACCAACUACAAUCUGCGCGGCCAUAGAUCAGAUGUAAGUUUGAUAGUCCAAAUUACCUAAAAUUACAGUAGCUAAUAAAUAAAUAUUUCCAUAACAGGUCAUCCUGGUAAGUGGAACGAGUACCAGAAGCUGGCCUCCUGCGACAGCUCGGGCAUCAUUGUGUGGAUCAAGUACGAGGGCCGCUGGUCCAUCGAGCUGAUCAACGAUCGGAAUACGCCGGUAACCCACUUCUCGUGGUCGCACGAUGGACGCAUGGCCUUGAUCUGCUACCAAUGGCUUGUUCUGGUUGGAUCCGUGGCUGGUCAGAGGUAUUGGUCCUCCAUGCUCAAUCGAUCCACAAUCACCUGCGGCAUUUGGACGCCCGACGACCAGCAGGUGUUUGGCACCACUCAGGGUCAGGUGAUUGUAAUGGAUGUCCAUGGGGCAAUGGUGUCGCAGGUUCAGCUCUCCAACGAUGUGCCCAUCACUUCGAUGGCCUGGUCCUGCGAGAAGUUCAAGAUGGAGGAGGGCGAGGAGGCGGAGCCCGGUGUAACCAAUGCGGCUAAACGCUCCUUUGUCCUGGCAGUUAGCUUCCAGAAUGGAUACAUCUACUUGCUAAAGUCGUUCGACGACGUCUCACCCGCACAUAUCAACACAUGCCUUAACGGCGCCCUCGGCAUGGUCAUGGAGUGGAGCAACUCCCGCGAGCUGCUCGCCGUCGCAGGUACCCUGCGCACUGGAUUGGAUGGAACGAAGCCAGAGGAGUUGGGUUUAACCAGUACAUACACGAAUCUGGUCAAGUUUUACACGGAGACGGGCACCUGUUUGUAUCAGGCUCACAUUCCCUGCAGCAGUGCCACCGUUUCGGCCAUCACCUGGGGCCACAACGACAAGCGGCUGUUCAUUGCCACGGGGACACAGGUUCACAUCGCCUGGGUCUCCAGACGGGUGGCCUCCUUGCAGCUACUGUGCCGCCUGGAGAUUCAGGCGAGCGUCGGAUCCGAGUCGCUGCUGCCACUGCUGCCGUUGCCUUCUAGGAUUAAGUCUCUCAUUGGCAAUCUGUUUGCUCAAACGAUAAGAUGCUGUGUACCUGACCUGAAGUCGCUGCGUGAUUUUGUAUCGCGACCACCGCUCUGCUCCACCCGGCUGCACUGCACCAUGAUCCGGCACGACGACGACUCCAAUCUGAGCUCCGGCACUUGCUACACGCUUUAUCUGGAGUACCUGGGCGGAUUGGUGCCGCUGCUCAAGGGCAAACGCACCUCCAAAAUUCGCCCCGAGUUUGUAAUCUUCGAUCCUCAGGUUAAUGAUGCCCCCUUGUACUUUCAAUACUCCGCCGAGGCCAAGAGCUCCUCGGGCUCCAGCCAGUCCACCACCACGGGCAAUAGUGGGCGCACCGACUCCUCGGACAGUGACUACGAGGAGAGAUCUCGCUUUGGUUCCCCGCGAACGCCGCGCAAGAAGCGAGUGCGUCCAAAGAGACGCCACCAAGCGGGCGAUCGAUUGAGCGCCUCUGGUACCGGAGGAACCAACGAUCCCGAUAGCCUGGAUGAACUGGCCUACGUGGACACACUGCCGGAGGAAGUCAAGCUGGUCGAGGUGACCUCCAACAUUUGGGGAACCAAGUUCAAGAUCCAUGGACUUGCCAAAACCGUCCCAGCCAAUUUAGGCCAAGUAACUUAUAAGACGUCCCUACUGCAUUUGCAGCCGCGUCAAAUGACGCUGGUCAUCACCGAGCUGCGCGACGAUUUUCCACCUGGUCCUGAUCCCAGCUUUAACCCGAAUAUAUUCUCCGAGGACGAGGACGAGCAUGGCCAGCUACACCAGGGCAAUCAUCACGAUGCAGUGCCGCAGGUGAAUGUGAUCACCACUCAGGAUGGGGCUACCCUUAAGCCACCGAUAAUACCGCAGCGUCGCCUCACCGAUGGAGCCUCUGCUCCCUUGAUAGCACCCAUGUCCCCACGUCCGAAUCGAAUCCUGGCGCGCCACAAGAACUCUUUGACUGUGAAUGGCGGAGAGCGGGUCUCGGCGGGCCUGAGUCCUUUGGCGCGAGCGGAGAGCUACGAUGACGAUUCGUCCAACGAGUCCCAGGAGGCGGGAGCAGCAGCCUGCCAGUCAACCACUGUGCUGCUGCAUCAGGCGCCCUCAAAUGGUUCAGGUCCAAGCUGCAGUAAAACCAUUACUCGCCCCAAGACCAUCAGCAGCUUCAAGAACAGCUACAGUCGCUCCAGCUCCAAUUCCAGCUGCCAGUCGCGUCACGCCAUCUCGCCGCUGUAUUGCGAUGGAGCCGUGCCCACGCUGCAGAGUCCCAAGAACGCAGUGGCUCCCUCGGACAUAAUCUUCGAGCGUCCAGCAGUGCCCGCCGCUGGACAGACCACCCUGAUGUCGUACUCGAGCAAUGCGGACUAUGCCAAUAAUGUGGUCCAGGUGAAGAAUGCCCUGAUGUCGGAGCCAGUACGCUCGGCCAACAGCCACGUAAACCCGGUGCCGCUGAAUCUCAAUCUGAAUCUGGAGCGAAUGGAUGCGCGGGUCAAGUGCAUGGCACCCACCACCUCCUCCACCGCCAAGCGACGCGAAAUGCUGUACAUCGACGAGGAGACGCAAUCGCCAACGCCCACGCCAAGCAGUAGCAGCAUGAAGCGCACUCCAACGGUGGUUUCUAUCGCUCCUGCCCUGCCCGACUCCAUUACACGCAGCUGCAGCGUUGGCUAUCUGGAUUCGGUGGCCAUCACGCCAUCCGACGAGGCGCUGUCCGCACUGCGCAAGGAUGCUCCAAACAAGCGGCUGAUACUGGUGGACAAGCGAAGGAAUCGCCGGAAAAGGCAGCAGCAGGAGGAUGCCCGACGGCACAAGCUGCAGCAAACUGGGAAAUCCAAGAGUCUGGACUCCUGCGACCUGCUUUCCCUGCAGACGAAACUGUCCAGCAAGGAGCACGAGCAGGUGGUGCGCAAGUUGCAGGAGAUUUCCGACAGCAGCGCCUGCAGUAGUGCAGCCAACACACUGUGCUUUAAGUGUCGUAACAACAUGAGUCCCAGCAGUGCCUGCAAGCGGUGUCAGCCCACGUCGAGCUCCGUUCUAGAUGAGAUUACGUCCGUUGUGGCGACGAAUGUGGUGGAGCCGGUCAAGGAGUCUCCUGUGGUGCAGGCCAAGCCGGCGCCAAAGAAACGCUUCGAUGUCAUUACUAGCUUCACGGACUCGCCGCUUUUUACGAGAAAACAUCGAUUUGGCAUUGGACGCAGCAAGGAGACAUCGGGCACUGAGAAUUCCACGCCGUUGUUGGGCAGAAAACAGGACAAUGGCUUUAGCUUCGUAAAGCAGCUAUCCGAGGUUCGCUGGAGGCGCAAGGAACAGCCAUCCCAAGCGCAAGUAAAUGGCUCUAGUAGUAAUGCCAGCACUUUAGAGCGGCAACAGCAGCCAGAGAUUACGGGAGCAGCUUGUGGCGCUGUGGAGGCUACACCAGUGGAGGCCAAGGCUUCGGUUUCUCUACAUACUCAGGCUCUUACCACUUUGGAGAACAUUAUAAGCCGCCUUCGUGAUCUCGACGAGGGUCGACUGACGCCUCCUUCCACCCCACAGCGACUGCCACGAAGUUCUCCAGCCUCGCCGGCGGCCAGCAAAAAGAACAAGCGGCAGCAGAGCAGUUCCCCAAUUCGCCACAUUCUGAAUUCACCGCUUUUAAACCGCCGUCAGCGUAAAAAGCAGAGUAUCAUCGAGAGCUCCGAUGAUGAGGGAAACCAGACUAAUGGAUCCGGGGAGGAGAGCAACAACACGGGCAAUGGCAAGCAGUAUCGCGACCUGGAAACCUUUCAAAAGGCCCAACUGCGUCAGAAGCUGAAGCGCGGAAAUGAGCCAAAUGGCAGUGCUAGCUGUGCCAAUCCGGCGCCAGUGCGUCGUGAGUUUGUGAUGCACAAUAAGGCGCCCAUGUGGAAUGAGAUGAGCCAGGUGUACCCUGACUUUGGGGGUCGCGUUACCCAGGAGUCGGCCAAGAACUUUCAGAUCGAGUUUCGUGGCAAGCAGGUCAUGCAAUUCGGUCGCAUUGAUGGAAACGCCUACACCCUGGAUUUCCAGUAUCCUUUCUCCGCCCUCCAGGCCUUUGCCGUGGCCCUGGCCAAUGUGACACAGCGACUCAAGUAAUCGGGUAUCGAGGGAUCAGAUAUCGUGACGUACCGCAUCUUUAUGAACAAAUUGUCGCCAGCUGAUUGCAGCAAUUGCUUUUUUGGCCUACGCUAUAUUGUAUAUUUUUUAUACCAGACACGGUGGGAUGGACGAUUAGCGAAAAUUGCUUCUUCAUUUGUAUAUAUUGUAUAUGUAUUGUGGUCUUUAGGUUUCCGAAUACCGUACUUUAGUGAUUAUGUAUAUGAACACGUACCACCACUUGAUUGAAGGUUUUGCCAUGUGCAGCACAAUGAAAUACGAGUGCGCGCACAUGGAUGUGCAAACUCACAGUCCGAUCCAUUUUUGUGCAAUAUUUGUAUGACAAAUUUUUUGGAUUAAGUGUAGCCAAGAGUGUAAAUGUUAGGCGUAGACGACGAUGACGACGAUGUACGAUGUAUUUUAAAUCAAACUACUAUAACACGAUUAACGAUCAGUCGGUUUUUAACACUAGUUUGUACAAGAGCAGCCUUUUUUGCAUAGAGCUUCGUUUCUUGCUUUACUCGAUUUAAGUGCAAUAACUCCUUUUGUUAACUCCUAGAUCUAAGACAUAUUGGCGAGAUCCGGCUAACCGCUUGGCCCAGCACUCGAUAAAAUUCAUUAAGUAAUUAGGACAAGUCCGAUUACUUGAUGCUAGCAUAUUUUUUAUAUGUGUAAACUAAUUGUGAAUGUUGAAUCGAUCGACAGCAAGGAAUACAGAACUUUGUGCUUUUCCUCUCAACUCUUUUUGGUAGUUAGGCUUAAUUUCAAGGAAAAUUCGUUAUUGUAAUUGUUGUGAAUAUUGAAAUAAGCGCGAGUCGUAAACGAUUAAGGCGGUCAACUACAUAAAUCAUUAAAUAAAUGUAUUUUACGUGAAUAAAGGCUUUCGUUUUAUAAAUAA